CACGCCAUUCAACUGGUAGUCGUCAGACUCCUAGAAGUUUAUGCUUCAUUGCGUCCAUGUGUUUUUUAUUUAUUUUUUUCUCAACUAAAAUGGAAGAUUUUUUUCCAAUAAACAAACAAAGAAUUAAUUUUUUUAUAAAACUCGCGAGUGUUGGUGCUAAAAUAAUUAAAUAAGGAAAAUUUUUGUGAAUGAAGAAAAAAAAAUUAUAUAUAUAUAUAUAUAAUAUAAUUAUAUAAAUAUAAUGUUCAUAUAAUAUUUAAAUGCGUUUGUUACGCAAGAUUCUUCUGAACUUGACAAUUAUCAUUGUCUUCGUUAUAAUACUUUACUGCCUUCAAACUUCUAAUGGUGCUUAUUGGAGUAUUAAUAAUUUUAAAAUACAAAAUGCCACUAAGAAAACAAAUCUUCCAUCCACCGUAAUGACAAAAAAUACAACGAGUGAUUAUGUUUUCAUUGAAAUGAACGCAAAUCUAACAAGUUCGAUGGAAACGAAGAAAAAAGAAUAUUAUAAUAUAUGGUGCAUAUUUACCAAAAUUACAAAUAAUUCACCAAUGCGAAGAAAAUUUAAAAUUUUCAUCGAAUCAUUGUUGAAAUUUACUUCUGUCGAUAUAAUUUUUCAUGUUAUUAGUGACACGAAUAGUAAAAGUAUCGCUGAGAAAGUAAUACAGGUGGUUCAAACUGUAUUGGGAAAAAACAUGAAGGUGCAAUUUUAUGACGUACAUAAGCUAGCAAUGGAAUUGGAGGAUAUUGUUUCUGUUAUGUCGCCACAUUUUAGUAGUAAGCCAGGAACGUAUUAUUCGGAUGCUCUUUUUUUUCUAUCAUUGGGUUUGCAUAGAAUAGCGCCACCCGAACAAAAUGUUGCAAUAAUGUUUGACGCUGAUACCAAAUUUCGAACAGACGUUAAAGAAAUUUUCAAAGAAUUUGAUAAUUUUGGAGAUGACGCCUUAUUUGGUCUUGCUCCUGAAUUAACACCUGUUUAUCGUCACGUUUUAUAUCUUUAUAGAAGCAAAAAUCCAAAAACUAGAUUUGGAGAUCCUGGACAUAAUGGUGGUUAUCCAGGUUACAAUAGUGGAGUGAUUUUACUUAAUUUGGACAGAUUAAGAAAAUCAUUGGAAUACGAUCAAAUUGUCAGUAGGGAUAGCGUUGAACAUAUGGUUAAAAAGUAUUAUUUUAAGGGACAUCUAGGGGACCAGGAUUUUUAUACGAUUUUAGGAAUGGAACGUCCUGAACUAAUUCACACAAUAGAUUGUGGGUGGAACAGACAAUUGUGUACUUGGUGGCGAGAUCGUGGCUAUGCAGACGUUUUUGCCAAUUAUUCUCAAUGUGAUUCAAAAACAAAAUUAUGGCACGAAAAUUGUAAUUCGCCAAUUCCAGACGAUUAAUUAAAAAAAAAAUUAAAUUAUUAAUUUUUAUUAAUUAUUUAUUAAUUAAAUUAUUAAUAAUAAAUUAAUAAUUAAAUUUCUAAUAUUUCGUUUUAAAAAAAAUUAAUAAUUGUGAUUAUUAAGUGGCAAUUAUCAAAAUAUUUGUCUUUAUUAAAGAGUUUAUUAAAAAAUAUUCUAUAUAAAGAAAAAAAAAUUUAUAAUAUGCAAUGUACUUGUUGAAAAAUCAAAUUUAAUUAAUGAAAUUAAUUAUUGAAUUAUAAUGAGAUGUUGUACUAAAUGCCAUAAAUGUAAAUAUUAAAUUUUUUUCAAUGAAAUAACUAUAUUUGCUAUUUGUCUGCGAUUGUGUCUGGUUUUUGAAAAUAAUAUAUUUUUUUGAAAACUAUGACAAUUAUCGUAAACUUAUGCUCAAAUUUUGAGUUGUAUGGCCAUUUUUAUUUGACAAACAGUAUUUCAAUUUAUAAGGUUUAUACUAAAACUAGUAUUAAGAUAUUUAUAAUUUUUUAUAAUAUUAUUAACGUGGUUUUUUUUUUACAAAUAAAUAAAUGGUACAUUUUUUUCAAUAUGAGUGUUUUUAAUCGGGAAUAGAAAAUAAAACCCUUUUCUUUCAUUUGAAUUAAAUUUUAAUUCACUUAUAUUUAUAAGUUAUACAACGCACAUAAAUAAAUUACAGCAUUUUGCCGUAAUAAUAACGUAUGUGGACAUUCUUUUUACAAAAUAAAUUUUUAUAAUUUAGAUGAAACUUAAAACUAUUAACUUAACUAUUUCGACAUUUUAAUAUUAUUAUUAUAUUCAAAGAAUUAUGAUGUUUUAUUUUUAUUUAAUGCAAAAGGAAAUUAAUUGAUGAUGGAAGAAAAUGUUUUAAUAGAGGGAAAAAUUAGAAUUUGUUAUUUGGGAAAAAAAAUGGAAGUUUUAAUAUAAAGAAAAUUAGAAUUUUUAUUAUAUGGAAGAUUGUAUUUAAUUUUUAAAGUGAAGAAAAAAAAAUAAAAAUUUCUAUUAUACGUGAAAAUAAAGUAUUUCAAUGAUGUAUUUCAAUUGAUUAAACGAUUAAACAAAACAAUAAUAAUUAAACGAAGAAUUGUAAUAUUUACAACUAGAUUUUUUUUUGUACAGAGAAAUGUUAUAUCAGAUUUUUUAUACUGCAUUACAAAAUACUUUCACCCAUAUUAAAAAUAUUACUCUAGGUCUUGGAUUUUUUUUCGUAAUUCGCAGAUAUGUUUUAAUUUUUUUUUUAGGAUAAAUGAAUUUGUUUCGUAUAAUACAUAAAAAUAAGAAGAAUUGUUACCUUUGGUCCCGUUGAUAGAAACUUAAAAGAGUUUACUUUCAAUGAUUAGAAUGUGUUAGUUAGCAUUAUUUGCACAAUAUUACAUUCGUCCUUGAUAGACUUUGGUAUUUAGUUCUUUUUUUUUCUUUCUUACUCGUCGUUGAAACAUGACCAAAGCUAAGAUUGAACGGUAAUAUUUCAUUUAAACUAAAUAAAAAAAAAUAAAAAAAAAAAACAAUGAGCAAUAUUAUUGACUAUUUUCAAAACAAUAUUUAUAAUACAGUAUUCUCGAACAUUACAAAUUAUAUGUUAUUCCUCAAAAAGUUUUUAUGUACAUUUUUUUUUUUUUUUUUAUAGAAUCAGAAUUUUUCUCAAGGAUUUUUAAUUAUUUUACUUCACGAUAUUGUGUUUUUAUAUCAACAAAGUUCAAUCAAAUUAAAUUUGAUUUAAAUUAUUUAACGAACAUUAUAAAUAUUUUAGAAAAAUAUAUUUUUAAUUUGCGAAAAAAAAAACGAUAAACUAUAAUUUUAUGCUCGUGUUUUGUUGAUGAUUUAAAAAUCGUGAAAAGUACCUUUAAGAAAAAUUCUAAUUAUCUUAAUCAAUAAACUAUUUGUUAGCAAUUUCCCUAGAUUGCUAAAUUUUUUGAGGAUUUAAAUAAAUUUAUACAUAAAUAAUUUUUUUUUUUUCAUAACGCAAAGUAGUCAAUGCCCAAAACAACAAUAGGGCAAACAAUUAUUCAUUCGUCAUACAAGAAAAAUGUUUCUUUUUUCUUAAACAUACAAUGACAUUAAUCCAUUCGAACAAACACUUAACGUGAAAAUUUUUUCUUCAUUUCGAUUAUUAAUGCAAAAAAAAAAAUCGUAUGAAACAGUAAACAAAA
Molecule: messenger RNA, 3520 nt
Organism: Leptopilina boulardi
Lineage: Eukaryota; Metazoa; Arthropoda; Insecta; Hymenoptera; Figitidae
Gene: Xxylt
Product: xyloside xylosyltransferase 1
Exons: 3
Coding region: 261-1379 (372 amino acids)
Molecular function (GO): UDP-xylosyltransferase activity
Source: RefSeq, a predicted model, not a curated record